This is a messenger RNA of Ornithodoros turicata, 1985 nucleotides long. RefSeq names its product putative phospholipase B-like 2. The transcript is spliced from 11 exons. The coding region runs from base 220 to 1923 and encodes 567 amino acids. Gene Ontology annotation, molecular function: glycerophospholipase activity. Gene Ontology annotation, cellular component: extracellular region. Lineage: Eukaryota; Metazoa; Arthropoda; Arachnida; Ixodida; Argasidae. Gene Ontology annotation, biological process: phospholipid catabolic process. The record is from RefSeq and is a predicted model, not a curated record.
GAUAGCAAACCGUUACGCUUUCCAAGUGAAGGAGUCGCUCUCGCUGCAGUUGGCAGCUGAACGUCGUAUGACAUAUGUUUACAGACUGAUCAACGGAGUGUGUUGUGGCGGCGGGUGCGGUGCUUGGGGUGGAAAGCAAGGACGUGUUCUCGAGCAGUGUGGAAGUGACCCGGUGGCACAAAUCGGUCCUUGUGCGCUGCUUCGGUAUCCGAACGCCAAAUGCAAGCUACCAGGACAAUAAUGACAAUGAUGCUGCUGCUUCUGCUUCAGUUAUGGUCUGUUAGUUCUCUACAAAAGAGUGUGAGAGGAACGACGACUUCCUUGGCCAGUGUCACAUGGGACGGCACGAACGGCCGCUUCGAUGUUCAUGAUGGCAAUCGCUCUGACGCUAUCGCGUGGGGAAAUUUUACAAACGACAUCAACAACACAGGUUGGUCUUACCUAGAAAUCUACACGAAUUCAUUCUUCAUGGACCACCAACAGGCGUACGCGGCUGGCCUCGUUGAGGCCCGCUUAACGAGGGACUUAAUAAAAAAACAGUUUAACAACGUGUAUGGAAACUACUGCAGAGAUGACCCGGUGUACUGUCACAAACUGUACGGCUACCUCGAGACCAACAUAGCAUUCAUGCUGAACGCAACAAGAGAGCAAAGCAUGUCGGAUCCUUACUGGCAUCAAGUGGGACUGAUGCUUAUUCAGCUUGCGGGUAUCCAGACAGGCAUGACCGGUGCUCCCAACUACGUCUAUGUUGGAGAUAACCUGACCCCAAAUGUUUCGGACGUCUUGAUACUCAACCUGCACGGCGACCUAAAUGAUCUGCAGCAAAAGUUCAACUGGACUGGGGUUCAAACUCGGCGAACACAUUUGGGGUCCAGUUCCUGCUCUGCCAUUGUAAAACCUGCCCCAGGGAACGAGGACCUGUACUUUGCCCACACUACGUGGACAGGCUACAAUACUAUGCUGAGGAUUCUGAAGAAGUAUACUUUAUUGUACCAUACUGGCCUCUUUGGAAAAGAAAGUGUCCCCGGAACAUCCAUCACGUUCCCUUCCUACCCUGGCAGAUUGUUUUCCGGAGACGAUUUUUAUCUUGUGAACACGGGGCUUGCUACCAUGGAAACCACAAUAGGAAACGAGAACGCCGAACUGUGGAAAGAUGUCAAACCGAUUGGCACUGUACAGGAGUGGAUCCGUAACAUGGUUGCCAACCGCCUUGCAACCACAGGCCAAGAGUGGACAACUAUCUUUUCUAGAUAUAACAGUGGAACGUACAACAACCAAUGGAUGGUCUUGGACUACAAACGCUUCAUACGGGGAGAGGCAGCGCUCCAGAAUGGGCUCCUCUGGGUUCUUGAGCAGAUUCCGGGAACGAUUACUUCGGCUGAUGUUACUUCAGUCCUACGAGAGCAAGGAUAUUGGGCCAGCUAUAACUCUCCUUAUUUCCCGAAUAUCUUCAACAAGAGCGGUCUUCCCGAACUGGUUGAGAGAUACGGGGACUGGUACUCUUAUGAUCGGUCGCCUCGUGCUCGCAUAUUCCGCAGGGACCAGGGCACAGUCACCGACAUCGCAUCCCUGAUCCACCUUAUGAGGUACAACGAUUUCGAACACGAUCCCCUGUCUUUCUGUGACCAAUGUGAACCAAAGCCGAACGCCGAGAACUCUAUCGCCGCCCGAAGUGACCUGAACUCCGCCAACGGGACUUAUCCCUUCUACGCACUCACAAGACGUCCGCAUGGUGCCACGGACCUCAAGGUGACCACCUGGACUCUAUUCCACAAGAUGCAAUUCUGGGCCAUCAGCGGUCCCACGUCUCAGCAGCAACCCCCUUUCCGCUGGAGCACGUCGGGCUUUGACGACGUGGUCCACGACGGCCACCCGGAUCUAUGGGAGUUUCCAGCCGUUCUGCAUAAAUGGCAGAACUCAUGAGGAGGACCGUGAAGAACCGUGAAGGAUUGUGAAUCCAUUCACCAAUAAAUCUUUAGCACUUG